Messenger RNA from Coregonus sp. 'balchen', 11382 nucleotides. The record is from the annotation of a GenBank genome assembly. Lineage: Eukaryota; Metazoa; Chordata; Actinopteri; Salmoniformes; Salmonidae.
UUCUGUCUAUUGACAGUCAGCGACUGCGCAAAGCCUACCUUGUAGCCUACUACCCAAGGUGGGAGGACUUCGGAGGAGGGUACAGUAUUGACUCCCUCUACUUAAAUAAGAGAUUGCACAUAGAAGUAGAGAGUAUGGGGGACUGAACUGCAUUCAAUAACCCAACAUCACGGAGGGAAUUCCCUGACAAGAACGCACUAAACGCGAUUGGAGUGAAUGGGAUAAUACACCGCCAAUGGGUAGAUUGUCGGUAUAUCGCGUUCUUGGACCUCAGUGAUAAACAGAUGUCGGUUUUCUCUUCGCCAUUCAGAACCUUGGUUCGGUGACUCACUCUUCGUUAGUUAAUUUGCUGGAUCUCGUUGCCUGCCCGGUGAGGAGAGGAGUAACCUACAUAAUGAAGUUCAAGCCGAACCAGACUAGGACUUAUGAUGGCGAGGGCUUCAAGAAGCGAGCGGCAUGCUUGUGCUUCAAGAACGAACGUGAAGAAGAGGUAAAGAUGGUUAUAUUUCUCAUUGACAGUUCAGGGGACCGAUGCUGUCCUGUCUUUAAACCAAACCACUGCUCUCGGCUAUAGCCUACAAUUGUCCAUAUUGUAUCUAUAUUUGCCUAUUGUAAUAGACUUGAAUAGGUUUUCAUUGUGGUUUUCCCACUUAAUUCAUCAGAAAAUGUCGAUGUGCGGGGGCUGUCUUGCCGUGUCUGAAAGAAAUGCUUCUGCGGAGUUUUUAAAACCUAAUGAUUCGAGAUGUAGACCUGAUGUUAAACAAAAAACAAAAACAAAAAAACAGGUGUGUUAUAGUCUAUUAAUACGCUUUUUAUGGGCCUACGUUCGAUAGCUUUAGUAAUACAUCCUUACUGGUGUGUGACUGCCCGCGGCUAUCCAGUUUGGGCUAGUUUGAUUGCAAAGCGAGGGGGGCGAGGCGCUCUGUUGCAUGUUUCAUAUGACGGGCGGGACAUCAGUGCAGCCAUUGCUACAUUGUAUGACACUAACACUGUACGAAUGCAUACGAUUUUAAAAACUAGUAACAAUAUCACCUUUAUCAUUUAACACUUUAUAAUCUCUGCUGCCUGAAAAUAAAAUGCGUUAUUGAUGAAGUGGCCAUUUUGUUGGACAGGUUUUCAGGAUCCUAGGCUAAAACCAAAGGUAGUCCACUGAAAAGUAGUCUCAAUUAUUGCUUUGUUUUUUAUAUUUCUGUUUUGAGAGAAUAUCUUUAACAAAAAGCUGUAGACUUAGACAUAUGCCUCGUAAUAGUUUCUGGGUUUUAAGCGGGCUUCACCAUGAUAGCCUACGCGCCAUCAUGAUGCAAGCGUUCACUGACUAUGGUUUGACAAAAUGGACUGUCUGCCGAAGUCAAUUUCCCCGAAGUUAUAGCAACAUAUAGGACUCGUUCCAUACUUUUUUUUAUUUUAUUAAAUGGGAAGCAAUUAUUUCCAUGUUAUAGGCUAUAUUGUUGUGCAUGUGUUCUUUCAUUCAAUAUAGCAUGCUCCAAUUGUUUCUGCCUAGGUCUAUUUAAAUGUUUAAAGCCACAAUAUGUACAGAAUAUGACUUAGGCCUACUACCAUAAUAAGUUAAAUAGGCCCACUUUAUCAUAACCAAAAUCUAAGGACCAAUUCCAUUGUUUAUGACUUUACUUUGUUGUCAUAUCUUGUGUUACUAUUUAAUUUUAAUUUCUAAACUGCAUUGUUGGGUAGGGCUUGUAAGCAGGCAUUUCACGGUAAAGUCUACACUACACCAGUUGUAUUCCGCGCAUGUGAUAAAUACAAUUUAAUUGAUUUGAUUUGUUGGUCAUAGAAGACUUAGUAAGCAAAUUAUGUAAUUUUUCAGUGCAUGAACUAAGGUCGAGAAGACUAUUAAGGUUGGCCAUUAAUGUAAAAGAGGCGAUGCUUUUCAUUUCUUACUGAGCAACAUACUUGUUUAUGAAAGGCUCCUUAGUUUGGAUUUCAAAUCCACAUUUGUGUCAGACAGUUCAAGACACUGCAGCCUCUGACUUCCCCUGCACCACUGUUAUGCAAUAUAUAAGCUGCAGACUUUAUCUGUCUGUAUCUGUCAUUAAGAACUCUAUCAGAGCACUCAAGUAUUUGUACAACACACCACACACACACACACACACACACACACACACACACACACACACACACACACACACACACACACACACAAAGAGAGAGAGAGAGAUGGCCUCAAGGAUAAAUUGUUGUCCCUUCAGUCUGCGGGAGCCUUGUUCUCUCCCUCAUGCAUAGCCAGUUCUUUCAGGAACAAGGAAUCGAGAUAUAUCAGUUUGCUGUGUGUCAGUGUGUGCCGUGCCAUAGGCCCAUUGCAUUGUGGUAGAGCAGCUGGGUAGCUGGAAGGCUUUCUCACUGAGUUAUAUUAAUGAGACUGCCCAAUCUCAGUCUCAAUGCUUUAUUCCAAUCUCCACUUAGAUUUUUACUUGUGAAGUAUUUAUAAACAUUAGUAAUUACCUACACAUAUAGUCUUGUUGCUGACAUUCAUUUUUCAUGCUAUAAAACAAGUCAACCUUGAUGUAAUGUCUUAGCUUGUUUUAAUAUUUAAGAUACCUGUGGUGGAACUAAUGGAGACCAUCUUCAGUCACCCACCUGUGUCUCUGGUCAAGGGUAUUGUUAGGUCAAGAAAUGCUUCGCCUGUGUCUGUCCAACUGUUCAUCUUUACAGAGUUUGCUCUAGAUCUGUCCAGCUACUCUGCCGUACUUGCAUGCACUCAUUAAGCCUGAACAGGAGUAAAGCCUCUGUGGCUCCUGCAUGGCCAAUACUGUCUUUGCCAAUGCCACCUCUUUGUGCCAAUCCCAUGCUGUUGAAUCCCUGAAGGAUUGCGGCCCAUCUGUAUCUGAAGAACUUGUCUCAACCUGCUUUGGUCAGAUCUCAGCAAUCAAAUCUCAGUCCCGUUUGUGGAGAUGGAACAAAAAUGUAGCUUCUCCAGCACAAACACACACACACACACACACACACACACACACACACACACACACACACACACACACACACACACACACACACACACACACACACACACACACACACAUUCACACACACACACACACACACACACACACACACACACACACACACACACACACACACACACACACACACACACACACACACACACACACACACACACACACACACACACACACACACACACACACACACACCAUUGAGAGGGCCUGAGUAGGUUAAUAGGAACUCCCUGUGAUGUCAGAGACUUUGUUUAAGGAAUGGAAAAGGAGAAAGAUGAACCCUCUAUGGUCAGGUGUUCAGUGACAAGGAUUAAAGCCCAACAAGGGAAAACAGGAACAUUACAUCCCUCAGGGCCAGUGGCAGUGGGCGGGUCAGUGGCAGUGGGCGGGCCAUUUGCCUCCAACAACAGUAGAGACUAGAAGAGUGUUCAUGCCGGAGGGUAGGAGCGAUCUGUUAUGGGUGCCUUCAUCCCUGAAACAUUCCUGAGGCUGUAUUACAGUACACUGUGUCUUUUCAGUCCACUGUGUCACUACAAGACUAAGGGUUUGUUGACACUUGGUAAAGUACAGUUUAUUGUUGGUCUGGAUGGACUAAAGGGUAGCCUAUUACUAGGCACAUUAUGUUGCCCUACCUGUACAUUGCUAGAUAGGAUUUAAAGCUGUAUUGAAUGUGUGUGGUCUGGAAUGGGCAUAUAUUUGGCCUUUGUUUUUUUAUACCGACUAGGCUGAAAGUAGGUGUAUUUGGUGUAAAAUAAGGGGCAGCAAACUUCCGUAUGUUGACUUCAUAGGUCUAUUUUGGUUACCACUAACCACUCUCCUAAUGCAUUAAAAUACUCCAGUCUAAAACUUCUAACCUCCUUAGGCUGGCAUGUAGGAGACUGGCUUAUUUGACAGCCACAGGAGUUCCUCCAUCGUGUUGCUCCUCCGAGAGAGUAGGUGUUUAUUUCCUCCCUGAGAUUCCUGGCCCGUUCAGCAGGCUUACAAAACGCACUGGAAUCUCGCUGGGAGACGCUGCUCUAUUCCCUUUGGGCUUUUUCCACCCCCGCUCCCUCUGCACCUGACCUUUGACCUAUCUAAUAUGUUGGUGUGGAGUUUUGCUCCUCACCAUGCCUAGUGUUCCAUGAUUGUUUAGGGGAGCAUACCUUGCUAGCCUAAGCUGUUGACAUAAAUGAAAUUAACAAUGUUUUGUGUAUUGCAUUAAUUUGUAUGAGGUGCUUAUGUCUUUCCUGGAAAUAAUUAAAUUCGUAGCAGCUCAUAUCCAACCACAUUUUGAGCAAGAAAUAGAAAACAUAGGACUUGAAAAGUGAGGCAAAAAUAACACUGGGCGGGAUGUAGUCUAGCUAGCUUUGUUUUGUAAACUCCACGGUAGACAAUGUCAAACGCAGUGACAUCCCUCCCUGAGCUGCUUAAAGCCCGAAGAAAACUAUUUGCAAAAGGCACACAGCAGUGCCCCACCCCCAUAUAUAAACACAGACAGUACCCCCCCCCCCCCCCCAACACACACACACACACACACACACACGUGUACACACACACACGUACACACACACGUACACAUUCUGAAGCGCUAGCAGUCUAGUAUAAAUAGGUUAGUAGGUUCAUUCUAUCCUCAUGUUUUGUGGCUUUAGGGCUCAUACUGUAGGCUACCCUGCUGCUUCAGUUGGAUUCCCUCAUCUGUAUGUGGCGCCCGUAAAUAUAGCUAACCGUCCCACCCUCUGUCCACCCUCCAUCCCCUCUUAGCCCAGGACGAGCCAGAUGAGAUGUCGGCUCGGUUAAGGCCCGGGAACAUGACGUGGUGACCUAAAGUGGAAGGGUGACACGUGCCAUAUCCUCUGUGUGGCCACUCUUGGUCACUCGACUUGUCACUGUCUGGCUCCUGGCUCGGACCUCAACGGGCCUCCUCCAGCAAUCCCAUUAGAGCAGCACGGAGGAGUCUCAAAGCCGCACUGCUAGCUUUUAUUACCUGGCUGUCAUGCUGACACACUGGUCCGAUAUAGAGGGGUCGGGAUGGGGGAAAGAUGGAAGGUGAAAGCCACACAAGCUGCUGCUGAAGCUGGAUCACUGUCGUCUGUCGUAUUCGACUGACUUGGGUUGGAUGAGCUGAUCUGGGAUCAGCCUUUAGGAGCAGAAGGCAAGCUACCUAAAGCAUCCAGUAACUUGACCUGCCCUACUGGGUGUUUCCUCAGCAUGGUGAAAGAGACAACUGAGCAACUAUGUCAUGAGUGUGUGUGUGUAGGUCAUGUGUGUGUGUGUGUGUAUUGCAUCAUGAAAAUUCAGAUACAGGCUCAUUCAAUCAGUAUGGAUCGUUGUACACUGCAGACUGUGGUGUAAUUUAAGCUCAGGCACCUGCUUGGAUGCUCCCAAAAGGACCUGAUCCUGGUCAAUCUAACAGCCAAGUGGUGGAGCAGAGGGCCCUGUGGUGGAGCAGAGGGCCUUGUGGUGGAGAAGAGGACCCUGUGGUGGAACAUAGAGCCCUGUGGUGGAGCAGAGGGCCCUGUGGUGGAGCAUAGAGCCCUGUGGUGGAGCAUAGAGCCCUGUGGUGGAGCAAAGAGCCCUGUGGUGGAACAUAGAGCCCUGUGGUGGAGAAGAGGGCCCUGUGGUGGAGCAUAGAGCCCGGUGGUGGAGCAGAGAGCCCUGUGGUGGAGCAUAGAGCCCUGUGAUGGAGCAUAGAGCCCUGUGGUGGAGCAUAGAGCCCUGUGGUGGAGCAGAGAGCCCUGUGAUGGAGCAUAGAGCCCUGUGGUGGAGCAUAGAGCCCUGUGAUGGAGCAGAGGGCCCUGUGGUGGAGAAGAGGGCCCUGUGGUGGAGCAUAGAGCCCUGUGAUGGAGCAUAGAGCCCUGUGUCGGAGCUGGACUCACAGAGCUAUUGUGUUUUCUCUGCCAGGUGUUGCUGGUGAGUAGCAGUCGGCACCCGGACCAGUGGAUCGUCCCAGGUGGAGGGAUGGAGCCGGAGGAGGAGCCCUGUGGCGCAGCAGUCAGAGAGGUGUUUGAAGAGGUGAGUUCACCUGUCAUCAUCAUCAUCAUGAUAUAUUAAAGGAAAGAUUUACCCAUUUGAAUGUUAUAAUACACAUAAAAAUUAAAAUAAUGACCCCGGGAGUCGAUAGAACAUCACUCAGAGAUGCACAAAAACAAUAUAACAUUCAAAAUGGUUGAAUCUUUCCUUUAAUCCAAUCAAUGAUCACCAUAAUCAUCAAUGAUGGGUGUAUAACUAAUAGCUAUAUGCACGCACAAAACACACAUUGAUCUGAUGGUCGUUCAUUGAUUUGUCUGUAAAGAACAUGCCUUUUAGCGAUGGGUGAGACUAUUGUAAUGUGUUAGUUGUAAACUCUGGCUUCAAGUCAUGUAGUGAUCAUGUCAUCUAUAUGAGUAUCAGACGUUUUUUGCUGGCCCCUGAUUGGUCAUUUACAGGCAACGUGCAGGAAUGUCUGUAGGCCCUAAAUAUUCUCAUAUACACUAUGAGAGAGAGAGAGAGACCCUCUAUAAUUCACCACUGCCUUCCUUGUGGCAUGUGACUGACCUUGCCGAUCUUCUGGGAUAUCUCAAUGGCACUUCACAGCAUGUCCUCUCCAAAGUGGCUUCACCGCUAAAGGGUUCAGCUCUGAGAGACACGAUGUAUGCAAUGAUUGUGGGUGACGGGAACGCACUUAUGACAUGUCACCAUAUUUUCCCCACUUCUUUUUUAUCUUGGCUGUGACCCUGUUUUAGCUUUGUAUUCCAACAGUGUGGGAGUCACAUACCCACUUCCUAUUUUGGCAUGUACUUUUUCGACGGCUGUCUCGUUUUUGGGUUAGUUAUUAUUUUCCCAAAACGGUUACAGAGGACACAUUUUGGCAGAGGUGCUUUUGGGGUGAAUACCGUGUUGACAGCUGGAGGAUGUUGGUGUAGGCUGGCAUGCCGCCUUAAAAACCAACCAAAUCUCUAUUUUUAAACAGACAAACCAGGUAGGGGCUUUUUGGGGGGGUUCUAUGAGCCCUCUGUUUGAAGUCAAUGGCAAUUCUACUAUGUGAAAUAGGGGGUUGGGAGGUACAUUUUAGUGGGUCCAAAGUGGGUUUGUAGAGAAAGGGGUCAGAAGGAUUUGGUUUGGGUAGUGACUGAGGAGCUGGUGGUAUUCCAAAGGUCCAGCUGGUGGGAGACCUAACGUACUUGGCUACGUCAGCAGGCUAAACUUGGCUCCCUGCUGGAUUCCAGCACAUUCACAGGUCCUAAAGCCUGUCCAGUGGACGUGGACAGAUUGUCUUUGUGAAGCUUGUUAAAGGGGAAGGAAGGCGAAUAGGGGGUGGGUCAUAUGUCUUUUUGGAAACAGUCUCUCUGAUUUUGACCUCUAAAUAUACAGCAGGACUAGGUGGGUUUGUGUUAUGAUAUUCAAUCACAUUAUAUCGGGCAACGUUCUGAUCACACACACACACACACACACCCACUCUUCACAUCUCAACACCCACUCUUCACAUCUCAACACACACUCCUAACUCCAGUCAAAGGUUUUCAUACUAAACCCCCACACUGUAUUGUCAAGAAUUGGGAUUUCUCUACUUUCCUUUUUAAUCUAACACCAGUGUUUUGGUUUGUCAAAUUGCCAUAGGCCCAAUACUGUCAUCUCACAUCCUCCUAAUACCUCUCUCCUCUCUCCCACCAGGCUGGAGUGAAAGGCAAGUUGGGACGUCUGCUAGGUGUGUUCGAGGUAAGGCGUGACUCUGGGCUGACAGUCAUUAUAAGACAGUUACGUUUUUACUCCCUGUAAAACUGUCAUUGCUAUCUAAGUGUACAUUGUCACAUGAAUUAAAUUCAAGUGAGUGGAUUUGGUUGAUGCCUAGUCAAGGGUUGACAAACUACCCUAAAGCAUGUGCACCCUCUGAAAGCGGCUUUUUUUUCUUGAGGUGGCACAGGUAGAGGUUCUUCCGACCUGGAUUUUGAAAUGUAUUUUUAUUUUUCACUUUACAGCAGAACCAAGACCGAAAGCACCGAACGUACGUUUACGUAUUGACUGUGACGGAGACAUUGGAAGCAUGGGAGGACUCGGUCAACAUAGGUGAGCGAUAUAAUGUCACAUGACAUCAGGACUUCAAUGUCUAUUAUAAUAAUCUGUUAUUCCAGGAAGGAUAUUGGCAGCACCAACAGGUCUCACUGACUAAAAGGCCUGCGAUUGCAGAAAACAAGCAACAAACAAGUUCAAUAUUUCUCCAAUAACAUCCGGCUUCACGUAAUCUAAAGUUUGGAGUCAUAACACAUCAAUUCCAAAGUGGCUGAUUUAGACUCAACUUAUGCUACUAACUGCUAAACCAUACCAGCCUUCUGGCCUUGGAGAGUUGGACUAAAAUAGCUGCUAAAAGGUUGAGUAAAAUGUGAACGUGUGAUUGGAUUACUCAGCAGGUCAUCUACCCCAGGCCUUCCCAAACAGACCUUGACUCACCACUGACUGCACCGAACCGUGUGACCUGACCUCUGAAAUCCACUAAACACCCUUUAGACUUCAUCAGUCUUUCUCCUGAGUGGCUGGAGCUUUUAGUCCUUAUAGAUCUUACAGUACUCAGUAUAUCAACCUCAGUAUUUCUUUCGUUUUUGUUUACCGACUUAACCGCACCAAUAUGUGUUCCUUUGCACUAAUAAUCCUCAUUCCUGUUAACACACAGGAUUACCAAACAUGGGCUACGACCUGUUCCUCAAAAAGAAUGGUGUGAAAGCAUGCCACUGUGAAUGACCUUUCCUUUAAAUGAGUUAAUGUCUAUGGCAAUAACAAUGUAGCUGUUGUUAGAGAUAAUCAAUGUAUUCUGAUAACAUCUAUUCUGGAAACAUGUAUUCAAACAGGCUAUUAGCACCCAAGACUUUAGGUAGGCUGAAAUUAAUAGGGAAAUAAAUGUUGAAUGUUUAUAUGACAAACGUUGGGCGUGUUUGCAGAUUGGUAAGGGGAUACCAGAAUAUUUUAUUGACAGUGCCACAUGGGGUUGAUCCAGAUCCCAUUUCUUUGUGAGAAGAUCUUCACCCCUCAAAGGGCAAAUGUCACCCUAAGUUCAUGUGGAAACCCCCAGUAGUUCUGAAUGCUGACUGGUUAUUGGGACUGUAUUAAAGACAUGCUCUGGAACUUUGGCGACUAGUAAGUAUUUUUUUUAACCUCCCACUUUGGGCUGGAUGUGUAGCCUAGCGGUUAAGCACUUUGGGCCAGUGACGUGGUGCACACAUCUGCAUAUAUGUGACAUAGUACGCAAUUUAUGGGGGCCUCUUUCAGAACUACUGGCUAAAGAGUAUACAAAAGUACCGGAUAGUCUCUUUAUGUAGGCUUUUGUUGUUGCAAGAAUAGAUAUUGUAGGGGUAUAAUUAAUGAAACAGUAAUUCCUGCUCUUUACUAACAAGUUUCCCAGUAAGUAUGUGUGGACGAGGAGGCACCCCCAGGAAGGGGAAGAGGCCCGGGGCCUCCACUAAUCCUGUUGUAUGGUAUCAAUGUUCUAACAACCUCUUUCUUAUCUAAACUCAGUUUCAACAAGGUUGAUCUUUCUUUCCUCACUUAUACAAAUACAAAGUGUAAAAAUUUGCAAUAGGUUACAGGCCAUUUCUGUGUUAUUAGCCCCAUAUUUGUGUUUGAAAUGCAUACUGGGAUAUUUCAGUCAUUUUGAGUGUCCCAGAGUCUCAAAGUCAACAUUUUUAUGAAACCCUUAAACAAGUUAACAUUUCACAGGUGAUCGUCAAUUUCAAAAUGACUCAGGACAAAGCCUUCAGGUGGUUGGUGUAAAAUGUCCACUGCUUGGCCCCCCUGGUGGUCAACAGCAGGAGUGAUUCACUCUUUUCAAUCUCUGUCUCCCCCUGGUGGUCAACAGCAGGAGUGAUUCACACUCUGUGUUUCUGUCUCCCCCUGCAGGUCGUAAACGGGAGUGGUUCACGGUGGACGAGGCCAUCAAAGUCCUGCAGCACCACAAGCCGGACCACGCUGAGUACCUGAAGCGGCUUAAUCUCAGCUGCUCCCCAACUAACGGGAACUCCCUGCUCCCCAGCCCGCCCCCUAAUGACAACUUCCCCCGUUACGGCCCCCCCACCACUGGAUCUGUUCUGGGCCCCUCGCGCAGAUAGGACUGGCCCCUUCCCACGCCCAUGAACUAUCUUCUACCUGUACAGAUACACUGAAAACUGACAUUUUGCAUGAAUAUACGAAUCCUCAGAGUCACGGCUCAAGCCACAUGUAUGUAAAUGACUGUAUACUUGGACAAACCAAAGCCAUACUUGGAACUGUGUCUGGAUGAUUCCGUUAAGGAAUGCCUUUCAGUAACUUCUUUAAGAAUGCUCUAUUGGGGUCAAUUGUAUUAUUAUUUUCUUCCAUAAUGAAGUAAAUCACACAACAUGGCUGCCACAGAAAAGGGGUCAUUGGCUGACAAUAGGAUGGAAAAUGGUGGUGUCACUGGACCUCGGGAGCUGGCACAAUAUUGACAACAAAGAGAUGCUACCUCAGUUGGACGAGCACUGGAAGGACCGUCUUAGCACGGUGUCGGAUUCCCUUUGGCUGGUGUUUAACCUAUACUAACAAACUACAGCUCAAAAAUAUGACUGUUUAUCUACUUCAAGUAGGACCAUAAAGUGUGGACAGAAGACAAGGGCUCACUAUUAUCCCUCCCCCUUCACCUCAGUAAUUGGUGCCCUUCUUCAAGUAGUUGUAAAAACAACAAACAUUUUUAUUUUAUUUUAUUUUAUACGGAGCAUUUCACAUUUAAUUGCCUUUAAUUGUGUUGCAUUGAUUGUCAUCAUCUAUCAUCAUCAUGAAUAACACUAAUUUGAUAAACUCAUUUAAUUAUUAACCCCGCCCCAUAUAUGAUCACUUCAAUCUUCAAAAGAGUCUCUUUACAAGUUGAAGGCAGGCCCUCUUUAAAAUAAUAAUAUCUAUAUUUCAUUAAAUUGCCACAAACGAUGUCUCCUCAAUGCUGAGAUAAUGUACCUUAAUCCACACUUGUGCAUCUUGUCUGACCACUGAAUGAGGAUUGAACCCCCCACACAGGGGAUCUGUAAAUACUUUGCUGCAGAGAAGUGUAGAGUUAUUUGUCUGGUUAACAGAAAUGCAACCAUAUUAACUUUUCUCCUCUCCAUCUUUUAGAUUGUUUUUCUAAUGAUGUAAAAAUAUAUAUACUGUAUAUAUAAAAUUGUUUUAAGUGUGUGUUUCAUGGAGAAAUGCUGUGCCAUGUAGUGAAGGUCUGACAGUAAAAAUUUUCCUCCUUUCAGUUCCACUUAAGAACAGAGAUGAGAUGACAUGGAACAACGAAUAGGAAAGUUGUCUGAAAGAGAAAGGGAGUGGAUGGAAAUUGGUGCUUUCGGUGUUGGAUUUAUGGUGGAACGGCAAUGGUGGUUAGGCUGAACCUGGAAAUGUUCUUACGAUGGACAUGGAUGUGAGAUAUUGUAGUUGAGAACACACUUGUAAAUUGUACUGCUUUACUGGAGAUUAC